CUCCCUUUCUUUCACUCUCUCUAUUUUCUUUAGAUGACAACCGACUCGCUUCAAUUGAGCCUCCAUAGAUCUCGCUCUCCGCCCUCGUCUCGCGCGUGCUUUGGUUUGGAGGCCCUCUCGUCCUCCGGAGUCCACAGUCACUCUGUUCUCAUCCCCCCUCCAUCUCCCCGCCCACCACCUCCCUCCCUCUCCUUUUUACCUCUCUCUCUCUCUCUAGAAAGAAAGAAAGAAAGAAAAGAGCUGCUCUGCUGCUGAGAGGAAGAGGGUUAGUGAGAGAAAGAGAUGGAGAACUGAAAGCGUUGCUUUUAACGGUGGAUGGGAUUUUUUUUUUUUUUUAAUAUCAGCAAGCGGACGAGUUCGAAGAGAAGUGGAAGCCUUCUUUAUUAUAACACGAGAGAGAGAAGGGGAAGGAAGAAACUUGCCGUGGUUAUUAAUUUCCAAGCUCAUGCUCUUUCCGCGUAAAAGCUUUUCUUUUUUCGAAUGUAGAAGCGGCUAAGGGUUCUUCUUCUCGCUGGGGAUCACCGCCGAUCGAAUCGCUCUAUUUUUCUCUCUCCGUAGCUAUCGGCACGGCACGAGUGCCGUGCCACCAGAACCAGGAUAAAUGCCCUGCUAGGCGGUGGUGGUUGUGGGAGUGGCAGGUACUUAGGUAGGCAGCCUUGCCGCCAUGCUCGCGGUCCUAGAGAGAGACAGCCGCUUCCGCCCCUUGCCUUCAUCUUCCUCGUCGCCCUCCUACGAGAUGCCCCUCCACCACAUGGCCAAAGAGGAGAAGCACGUUGUCUCCAAGCAGCCCUUCCAGAACUCCAUCAACCAGCAGCAGCAGCAUCUCGAGAGCCACGCCCCAUCGCCAGUCGCUGCCAAGAAAAGCGCGGGGCGGCGGCGUGCAAGAGGGAGAGCGAAGGUCGAGAGUCCACAGGCGAAGCUGGAGCUGGAGACCGGCGUUCAUGCCGGACCGCCUGUUUCCAGCAAGGGCAUCCGGUUCCACCGCCGGCCUGGGUUUGGCCAGGUGGGCACGAAGUGCAUCGUUAAGGCUAAUCAUUUCCUCGCGGAGCUGCCUGACAAGGACCUCAACCAGUAUGAUGUUACGAUUACCCCGGAGGUAAGCUCCCGAAGUAUGAACAGAGCCAUCGUGGCAGAGUUGGUGAGACUCUAUGGAGAGACGGAGUUGGGGAUGCGCCUCCCGGCUUAUGAUGGCAGGAAGAGCCUUUACACGGCCGGAUUUCUGCCUUUUAAUUCCAAGGAGUUUACCGUGAAGAUCACAGAGGAGGAUGAUGGAAUAGGGGUUACGAGAGAAAAGGAAUACAAGGUGGCCAUCAGGUUUGUAGCUCGUGCGGACCUUCACCAUCUGCGUCGGUUCAUAGCUGGAAAGCAGGCUGAUGCUCCGCAGGAAGCUCUUCACGUUCUUGAUAUUGUCCUAAGGGAAUUAUCGAGUCAAAGGUACAUAGCUAUUGGGAGAUCCUUCUAUUCUCCUGACAUCAGAAAGCCAGAGAGGCUAGGUGAUGGAUUGCAGUCAUGGUGUGGCUUCUACCAGAGUAUUAGGCCAACUCAAAUGGGCCUCUCUCUGAACAUUGACAUGUCCUGCACUGCUUUUAUUGAACCACUUCCUGUCAUUGAGUUCGUAGCUCAGAUUCUGGGCAAACAUGUGUUAUCAGGGCCAUUGUCGGAUGCUGACCGAAUCAAGAUCAAAAAGGCGCUUAGAGGUGUGAAAGUUGAAGUCACACACAGAGGAGAUGUGCGGCGGAAAUAUCGAAUUUCAGGGCUGACAUCACAACCUACUCGUGAAUUAAUUUUUCCAGUUGACGAUCAAAUGAAUAUGAAAUCUGUUGUUGAAUAUUUCAAAGAAAUGUAUGGAUUUACAAUUCAGCACUCUCAUCUUCCUUGCCUUCAAGUAGGAAAUCAGAAGAAGGCAAAUUAUCUGCCAAUGGAGGCUUGCAAGAUAGUUGAGGGUCAGAGAUACACAAAGAGGUUGAAUGAAAAGCAGAUUACUUCCCUGCUGAAGGUUACAUGCCAGAGACCCAGAGAACAGGAAAUGGAUAUCUUGCAGACAGUUCAGCAAAAUGGGUAUGGACAAGAUCCCUAUGCGAAGGAAUUUGGCAUCAACAUUAGUGACAAGCUCACCUCAGUGGAAGCUCGAGUUCUUCCUGCUCCAAGGCUAAAAUAUCAUGAUGCUGGAAAAGAAAAGGAAUGUUUGCCUCAGGUUGGCCAAUGGAAUAUGAUGAACAAGAAAGUGAUAAAUGGAUGCACAGUAAACUGCUGGGCCUGUAUUAACUUUUCACGAAGUGUCCAAGAAAGCACUGCUCGUGGAUUUUGUCAGGAGCUAGCACAGAUGUGCCAAAUAUCUGGCAUGGAAUUCAACCAUGAACCAGUAAUACCAAUCUAUUCUGCAAGGCCAGAACAAGUGGAGAAGGCUCUUAAACAUGUAUAUAAUGCAGCAAAAAACAAACUCAAGGGGAAGGAACUGGAGCUUCUUUUAGCCAUCCUUCCUGACAAUAAUGGUUCUUUAUAUGGUGAUCUCAAGCGAAUAUGUGAAACUGAUUUGGGACUGAUAUCCCAGUGCUGCCUAACAAAACAUGUUUUUAAAGCCAGCAAACAGUACCUGGCGAAUGUGUCACUUAAAAUUAAUGUCAAGAUGGGAGGAAGAAAUACUGUACUUCUAGAUGCUAUAAGUUGGAGAAUUCCCUUGGUCAGUGAUAUACCAACCAUAAUAUUUGGAGCAGAUGUAACUCAUCCUGAAACUGGAGAGGAUUCUAGUCCAUCAAUUGCCGCUGUGGUUGCUUCCCAAGACUGGCCUGAAGUUACAAAAUAUGCUGGACUUGUAUGUGCUCAAGCUCAUCGACAAGAACUCAUUCAGGACCUGUUUAAAACAUGGCAUGAUCCUCAGCGGGGCACAAUUACAGGAGGCAUGAUCAGAGAGCUUCUGAUCUCCUUCAGGAAGGCUACGGGACAAAAGCCACUAAGGAUAAUCUUUUACAGGGAUGGUGUCAGCGAAGGACAAUUCUAUCAAGUCUUACUAUAUGAAUUAGAUGCUAUUCGUAAGGCCUGUGCAUCCUUGGAACCAAAUUACCAGCCUCCUGUGACCUUUGUGGUGGUCCAGAAGCGCCACCACACAAGACUAUUUGCAAACAAUCACAAGGACAGAAGUAGCACAGACAAGAGUGGAAAUAUCCUACCUGGUACAGUGGUUGACUCCAAGAUAUGUCAUCCUAAUGAGUUUGACUUCUACCUUUGCAGUCAUGCUGGCAUACAGGGGACUAGUAGGCCAGCGCAUUACCAUGUCCUAUGGGAUGAGAACAAUUUUACAGCUGAUGAAAUGCAGACGCUGACAAACAAUCUAUGCUACACAUAUGCUCGGUGCACUAGAUCUGUCUCUGUUGUGCCACCAGCAUAUUAUGCUCAUCUGGCUGCAUUCCGAGCCCGGUUCUACAUGGAACCAGAGAUACCUGAUCAGAACCCGACAUCCCGGAGCGCACGCACCGCAAAUGGGUCCUCUGUGAAGCCCCUUCCAGCCUUGAAAGAGAAGGUAAAGAGGGUGAUGUUCUACUGUUGAGAGGGAAGGCAGGAAUAGGUUGCAUUUUGUACCAUCAGUGUUGUAUUUAUAGUGUAGAGUGGGGGGUGUAUUACAGUUUUUGGAAACCAUGCUGUUCCCAGACUCAGCCUCGGAGCUUGUCAAAAGAUUGCAAUCUUGAUGCUUGUAAACCAGUUAGGUCAGGAAUGUUUCCCGUCUUCCAUAUCUAAUAUGCCAUACUGGUGUGGCUAUGGCUCCAAAUGUGUUCUCCAUCUUGGCUGCGUGGAAUCUUAUCUUGAUGUGGACCA
Elaeis guineensis (African oil palm) is the source of this 3810-nucleotide messenger RNA. RefSeq names its product protein argonaute PNH1. Gene Ontology annotation, molecular function: protein binding; RNA binding. The record is from RefSeq and is a predicted model, not a curated record. Lineage: Eukaryota; Viridiplantae; Streptophyta; Magnoliopsida; Arecales; Arecaceae.